Echinococcus granulosus is the source of this 351-nucleotide messenger RNA. RefSeq lists its product as hypothetical. Lineage: Eukaryota; Metazoa; Platyhelminthes; Cestoda; Cyclophyllidea; Taeniidae. The transcript is spliced from 3 exons. The coding region runs from base 1 to 351 and encodes 116 amino acids. The record is from RefSeq and is a predicted model, not a curated record.
AUGGGGAUACUGGCACCAUUAAAAUUGACCGAAAUUUGUGCCAGCGGCCUGAUGCAACACGCCUCGUUGGCCGCGAUAGGCCGAAGAGCGACGAUAGAGACGCAGGACAGCCUCUCUGAUUCUUUUGAAGGGCACAGCUCCAAGGAGACUUCUUCUCGAUCCCCAGAGCGUUUGUCUUGCGGGUCAGGGGCCGCAUCACCUCUGCCCUCACAGCCACCUCGAGUGCUGCGUCUAGACGAAGUGCUGGAGCACCUCCGGGCAGUAGAUCACCAGCUUCGUGCUCUUCAUGUCUCCAGGUACCCAAUAUUAACUCCUCCGCUCGCAACCUCCUGUGGACAAGAGGUUUUUUAA